GCUAGGAUUUUAGCAGUUCUGAAAGGAUGAAAAUGCAGCCUAACCCUCCAAGACCCCAAGAAGGUAGUAAAGAGCCCUAACUCCAGCUUCCUAAAAAACCCUAGAUGCCCCCGAAUUCCAGACCCUGCUCCCUGCCAGUAAAUCGGUAGAAGGUCACACUUCUUGCUGUUCCAGGGCCUGCUCUCUGUAUGAAACUAGGUGAAAGGACGUAAAAUAGGCCCUUGAGUGCGUGAUCCUGGCCUAAGUAAGAUCACAGGAAAUGAGUGGACUAAUCGCUUAUCUGGAUUCUGUAAAACUGCUUGUGCCAUAGAAGAAAUGAUUACACAUUGAAAGCCCUAGUGACCUAUCUCAACUGCAAUCUGUCACUCUGCCCAGGAGCCCCCGCAAAUGCGGACCUCCGGAACUGUAGAAAAAUGAUUGGUCCACGGAGCGCGGGCUCUCGAUGUUUUAAAAUGAUUGGUUUGCGAAGCGCGAGCUUUGUUGUGAACCGCAUGAAAGCUGUCCCGAUUCCGCACUCGGGGCCGCAGUCCUCUACCCCUGCGUGGCCUAAGACUGUGGGCCCCAGCGCGCUUGGAAUAAAAAUCCUCUUGCUGUUUGCAUCAAGACCGCUUCUCGUGAGUGAUUUGGGGUGUCGCCUCUUCCGAGUCCGGACGAGGGGGAUUUUCCUUCUACUGGUCUUUCAUUUGGUGCAUUGGCCGGGAAACCCCGCGACCACCCCUCACACCCGAGAACCGACUUGGAGGGUGCUGCAAGGGGACCCUCUGCCCCUCCUGGAGUUCCGGCGGUGGAGGGACCUGCUGCCAGGACUCGAGCUGGAGGGGCGCCACCCCGGAGCGGACAGACGAGAUCGUGACAUUACCGCUGCACACCUAUGGCCCUCCCAUGCUGGGGGGGCCAAUUGCAGCCCCUCCAGUAUUGGCCCUUUUCUUCUGCAGAUCUCUACAAUUGGAAAACUAACCAUCCCCCUUUCUCGGAGGAUCCCCAACGCCUCACGGGGUUGGUGGAGUCCCUUAUGUUCUCUCACCAGCCUACUUGGGAUGAUUGUCAACAGCUGCUGCAGACACUCUUCACAACCGAGGAGCGAGAGAGAAUUCUGUUAGAGGCUAGAAAAAAUGUUCCUGGGGCCGACGGGCGACCCACGCAGUUGCAAAAUGAGACUGACAUGGGAUUUCCCUUGACUCGCCCCGGUUGGGACUACAACACGGCUGAAGGUAGGGAGAGCUUGAAAAUCUAUCGCCAGGCUCUGGUGGCGGGUCUCCGGGGUGCCUCAAAACGGUCCACUAAUUUGGCUAAGGUAAGAGAGGUGAUGCAGGGACCAAAGGAACCUCCCUCGGUAUUUCUUGAGAGGCUCAUGGAAGCCUUCAGGCGGUUCACCCCUUUUGAUCCUACCUCAGAGGCCCAGAAAGCCUCAGUGGCCCUGGCCUUCGUAGGGCAGUCGGCUCUGGAUAUCAGAAAGAAACUUCAGAGACUGGAAGGGUUACAGGAGGCUGAGUUACGUGAUCUAGUGAAAGAGGCAGAGAAGGUGUAUUACAGAAGGGAGACAGAAGAGGAGAAGGAACAGAGAAAAGAAAAGGAGAGAGAAGAAAGGGAGGAAAGACGUGAUAGACGGCAAGAGAAGAAUUUGACUAAGAUCUUGGCCGCAGUGGUUGAAGGGAAGAGCAGCAGGGAGAGAGAGAGAGAUUUUAGGAAAAUUAGGUCAGGCCCUAGACAGUCAGGGAACCUGGGCAAUAGGACCCCACUCGACAAGGACCAGUGUGCGUAUUGUAAAGAAAAAGGACACUGGGCAAGGGACUGCCCCAAGAAGGGAAACAAAGGACCGAAGGUCCUAGCUCUGGAAGAAGAUAAAGAUUAGGGGAGACGGGGUUCGGACCCCCUCCCCAAGCCCAGGGUAACUUUGAAGGUGGAGGGGCAACCAGUUGAGUUCCUGGUUGAUACCGGAGCGGAGCAUUCAGUGCUGCUACAGCCAUUAGGAAAACUAAAAGAUAAAAAAUCCUGGGUGAUGGGUGCCACAGGGCAACGGCAGUAUCCAUGGACUACCC
Molecule: messenger RNA, 2039 nt
Organism: Sus scrofa (pig)
Lineage: Eukaryota; Metazoa; Chordata; Mammalia; Artiodactyla; Suidae
Source: RefSeq, a predicted model, not a curated record